GCAGAACUGCAUGCUGCGUGUUUUGAACAACGAUACAAACGGACAAGUGAGAGCGAGCGCUAGAGUUGACGAUCGGUACUGUAGUUUCUCUCUUUCAUACGUUUUAAUUUGUUUUCUUCGAUCGGUGGCAGUCAUACCGCUGUUAACGAUGAGGAGAAGUGAGGUACUAGCAGCAGAGUCUGUUUCAUGCCUCAACAAAGCCUUGUGCCACUUGAAGGACAUUUGGGAAGAGAUUGGCAUUCCAGAAGACCAAAGGCUACAGCGAACUAAUGUUGUUAAGAACCACAUCAAGAGCUUACUUGAUAUGAUGAUCAAAGAAGAGGAAUCCCUGAGGAGCAGAGUUAUAAGCAGCAUUCAGAACUGCAAAACUGAACUGGAGAAGCUCUGUCUCGAACUUCAGAUUCCUAUGUUUCAGGAUGAGGUUGGUCUGAGCAUGCUCCAGCAGGAGAAGAACCUACGUACGCUGGUCGCUGGCCUGAGAAAGGAGAAGACUCGCCGUAUGCAAGAGCUGAAGGCUCUGCUGGAGCAGGACCACGAGCUGUGUGACAUCCUGUGCUCCAUUCCAUUUGGUAUCUCCCCAGAUUCCGUUCCCUCGAAGGACCAACUGGAGAGCUUUCACCAACAUAUUGCAAACCAAAAUGCAGAGAAGACAAAUCGGUAUGCUGAAUUCACGGGCCUCAAGAAGCAGAUCAUCUUGUGCAUGAAUGAUCUGGAUCACAUGCCGGAGACCAGCUUUGAGAAGGAUGUUGUCGGCGAGGACGAGGACUCUUUUUGCCUCUCUCGUGAUAACAUUACCUCACUCAAACUGCUUCUUUGCCAGCUGGAGCAACGCAAGAAAGACAACGAGUUAGCCUGUGAGGCUCUUCGAGAGAAGAUCCAGCAGCUGUGGGACAGACUGCAGGUAUCCCAGGAGGAGAGAGAGGCUUUCACUGAACACAUGGUCAUGUCCAAGAAGCGCAACCUGAAGGCGUUGCAAGCAGGGCUAAAACAUCUGGAGGAACUAAAACUGCAGAACCUUCGCAAUGUUACAGAUGCCAUUCGCUCUGAGAUCGCUGUGUUUUGGGAGAAAUGCUUCUUAAGCACUGAGCAACGGCAGGCAUUUUCCCCAUAUUUUAGUGAGGAUUUCACUGAGGACCUACUGAGUAUGCAUGAUGCUGAGAUUCAGCGUCUGAAGCAGCAUUAUGAGGCUCACAAAGAGCUUUUUGAUGGCGUUCACCAGUGGGAAGAAAGCUGGAGACACUUCCUGGAGUUAGAUAAAAAAGCAUCAGAUCCAUCGAGAUUUACAAAUAGAGGAGGGAAUCUGCUCAGAGAGGAGAAACUGAGGGCUGAUUUGCAUAAAAACCUGCCAAAGCUGGAAAAGAAACUAAAAGGCCAGAUUGAUGCAUGGGAAAGUGAGCAGGGCAGCGAGUUUUUGGUCAAUGGCCAGAAAUUUCUUCAAUACGUAAACGAACAGUGGAAGUUGCACCAAGCCGAAAAAGAAAAAGAAAAACUAGAAAGGCAACUAAAGAAGAGCAAGCAGACUGAGGAGGAUAUGCUGUAUGGGACAGCAGUGCAAACCCCCAAGCGGAGGUUGCUGGGCAACCAUACACCAAAUAAAUCACGAAGGAUGAAUGCUACCUCCAGUAUUUCUAUGGCCACGUCCAACAGCACCAUGCGCUCUGCAGCCUCUGCCUACAGCGGAAUUGUCUGUCGCUCACCUGUGCCGCGCUCACCGAUGACACGGCCCCCUUUAUCUGCCAAUAAGGGUCCCGCACAAAGAAUUGGUGGUGGUAAACCUCCCCAUCCAAAAGUGAACUGUGACAAAGAGAAUGAGACUCAGUUGAAGGGAACCCCUCUGAGUGGUGCGUUGCUGACCCCCGCUAGUCCGCAGUGUAACGUCAGCCUUAACUCAGUUGCCAGCACAUAUUCCGAGUUUGUGCGAGACUUGUCGAAGGCCUCUAACCCCAAGAUCCAGCAGCACAUCCUGAACUCUACCAUCACCAAACUUUAACCUCUCACCUCUGGACAUGACUCCCUCCACUAUAUAUAUUUAUAUACAUUCACAUGAUGGAAAUCCACAGUUGUUUAUUCAUGAGCUCAACUUUACAAUUGCAAAACUUUUUUUUUCUACUUCAUAAAAAAUUCUGAAUAGAUAGCACAAUAUGGCGCUCUAUGCAUUUAAAUGUAAGUGAAGUUAAUAAUGCAGUAUUAGUGGUUAAUGAGGGGCUUUGCUGCUUUGAGCGGUGCUAUCACACAGAUGUUUAGUCUGUCACUGUCCACGGGAAACAUGCUAUAGUCACGCUGCCUUGCCUUUUAAGUGUUGACGAAGAUGAAAAGAAAAUCCGGCCUCAUGGUAUUUGUUUGUAAGCAACAUUUAAUUAGUCAUCAUUCAGAAGUUAUGCAAUCUAAAGGUGACCCACCAAAUGUAAUAUAUAUAUUUGCACUUUUUGUAAAAUAUCUUCCAGUUCAUUGUGUAGUUUUACACACUGUUCCAUUUGAAGUUUUCCCCCCUGGUUGUAACGUGUGACUGUCUGUACAUAUAUAUUUUUUAUUUCUUUACAUCCCUUUUUUUUUUUUUUUUUUUUUUUUGACAAGCGGAAUGGACUAGCCAUUAAGAUGGUAAUAAGUCCUGUACCAGUGCUUUUACAUUUAGUGGACAGGAUCGUUAAUGUAAAAGCUCUAUCUCACUUAGAAUCACUACAUGGGCAAACAGCAUUUUAUGUAUGGCUCGUAUGUAAUCCAUUACUAAGCAAUUGUUUUUAUGGGAAAUGUAAAAACGUCCUCAUGUAUGCCUUUUUUUCUACUGUAAAGACUGGGAAACUGGGGCGUUUUGUUUUUCUUUUUCCCUUUGAUGCUCUAUUGUAAUUUGGAACAUGGUGAUACUUGAGUGAAGGGGUCAACUUCUGUUCAUUUGAAUUACUUUAGAACAACUGCAGUUUCUGGUGUACGGGGUGAUUCAAAAAGAACGAGCCAAAGCCAUUAGGCAUUUAUUCACUUCUAAAGCAAUGUAAUGGAAUAAAUCCAUCACUUUCAAAAUG
Messenger RNA from Hippocampus zosterae (dwarf seahorse), 3017 nucleotides. RefSeq names its product protein regulator of cytokinesis 1b (gene prc1b). Gene Ontology annotation, cellular component: cytoplasm; spindle; mitotic spindle midzone. Gene Ontology annotation, molecular function: microtubule binding. Gene Ontology annotation, biological process: mitotic spindle midzone assembly; microtubule cytoskeleton organization. Bases 11 to 1990 code for a protein of 659 amino acids. Lineage: Eukaryota; Metazoa; Chordata; Actinopteri; Syngnathiformes; Syngnathidae. The record is from RefSeq and is a predicted model, not a curated record. The transcript is spliced from 14 exons.